Messenger RNA from Hemibagrus wyckioides, 1849 nucleotides. RefSeq names its product RNA polymerase I subunit H (gene polr1h). The transcript has 5 exons. Lineage: Eukaryota; Metazoa; Chordata; Actinopteri; Siluriformes; Bagridae. The record is from RefSeq and is a predicted model, not a curated record. Gene Ontology annotation, biological process: DNA-templated transcription; termination of RNA polymerase I transcription. Gene Ontology annotation, cellular component: RNA polymerase I complex. Bases 162 to 518 code for a protein of 118 amino acids. Gene Ontology annotation, molecular function: nucleic acid binding; DNA-directed RNA polymerase activity; zinc ion binding.
UGCGACAGCCCCAAACAACCGGCGUCCCGUGUAGUGCCUGAAUAAAAUUCAAGUACGUGAAAGCGGUUCGGGUAUCUGCGUGUUUACUGGUACAUUUUACUUUAUCUGUUUCAACAACAUUAGGAGCCUUUAACGAACUUUUACCUCCUGUUAUUAGAAGGAUGUCUUGCUUCAAGGCAGAUAUAAACUUUUGCCCGGAAUGUGGUAAUAUCCUUCCGAUCCCUGGACAUCAUGAUUUUAUUACUUGUCCUCGAUGCGCCUUUAACAUCCCAGUUCAAGAACUCUCAGGGCAUGUGAUCAAGUCAUCAGUGGUGUUUAAUCCGUUGGAAAAGAGUUCAUCUGCUGUAAUGAGUGAGGAAGACUCUGAGCUAAAAGGCCCAGUGGUCGACAGAAGGUGUUCACGCUGCAAUAAAGAAGGAAUGGUUUAUCACACGAGACAAAUGCGAUCUGCUGAUGAAGGCCAGACGGUGUUUUUCACAUGCAUACACUGCAGAUACCAAGAAAAGGAGGAUUCCUGAGAGGAGAGGCGAGGCGAGGGUUGUUUUUUUUUAUAAGGGGGAACUACAAAUUUUCACUUCUCAGACAAUAAAGUGUAAUAUAAUCUCUCUGUCUUUCAACAAAACUAGUAUACAGUAUAAUCACACUGCGUGUUGUAUUUAAAGAAUAAAAAUUGUUUUUUAUUUUAUAAGACAGAAAAUGAGUCUACAGUAUUUUUUUUAUCUGGGUGUAAUGCUCGAUCCUGCUUGUUCAGUGGAUUUUGAGUCAUUUUCUUUAUCAGCAGCUGUGAGAGAUCAGCCACAAAUCCCAGAUGCACUCGAUCUAAUGGCAUAAUUUCUGUAGCAAUUUGCAUACAUUAAUCAGUUAUAAUGACGAAUGAGGACGAAGUAUAACCCUUGAUAUGGUGAAGCUUUGUGAAAGCAGAUAUUACAGUAUUACAGUCUGGGAGGAGACGUCAGUGUCACAGGAGGACUCUUUGGAGUUUGUGUUGAAGUGAUUUGUGGUUUCAUGAUGACAUGCACUAUUAAAAUUAUUAGUCAUAAUAGUAUUAGUAUUAUUUUCUUCUUACUUCAGUAACCUCAGGAGACCAAAAGAGUGGAAGAUAAUUGUUUCUAGCUGAAUAUAGAGGUAAGGGCGGUAGUAGUUCAGGUGGUUAAGGCUUUGGGUCGUUGACCGGAAGAUCAGGGUUCAAGCCCCAGCACCGCCAAGCUGCCACCAGAGGGCCCUUCAGCAAGGGCCCCAAUAUACCCUGCUCCAGGGGCACUGUAUCAUGACUGACCAUGUGCUCUGACCCCAACCCUUGGAUGAGAUAUACGAAGAAAGAAUUUCACUUUGCAGUAUGGUAUAUGUGACAGAUAAAGGCUACACUGUUAAGCUUGCCCUAUAACAUCAGAUGUAAUUAUAAAUUCAUUAAAAAAAUAAAAGUAUAGUUUCUAACAGAUUGCUGAGGAAUAAAACACUUCAGGUCCUGCUGUUACUGGAAAUUAUUCAACGUUGGCAUGGUAACUGUAAGUCCACUUCAGCCCACCACUCUGUUGAUUAUUUUCUUAUUACAGCGGGACAUUAAGGGCUUUAUUUCUUACAUAACACAUUAAUGCUAAAAGUUGCUGAAUGUAGGUUUUAUAAUCACAGUUAUUAAAAUGAUAUGAAGGUUAAAUGGCUGGGGGGUUUUUUUGGACUCUAAACCAACAUGGACAGUUUUGUGUGGACAUUAGAUUGACCAGUAGUCAUUACAUAAGAUCUUAUAUAUAUUAUAUAUGCUUCUGGUUUACUACUAAUAGUCUGAAAUGUCAAGUAUCAAGUACUUUUUAUGAUUUUUAGAAUUAUUUUCAGGUCUUUUUUAAUGUUUUUU